This is a messenger RNA of Mus caroli (Ryukyu mouse), 927 nucleotides long. RefSeq names its product olfactory receptor 5B3-like. Gene Ontology annotation, molecular function: G protein-coupled receptor activity; olfactory receptor activity. Lineage: Eukaryota; Metazoa; Chordata; Mammalia; Rodentia; Muridae. Gene Ontology annotation, biological process: G protein-coupled receptor signaling pathway. Gene Ontology annotation, cellular component: membrane. The record is from RefSeq and is a predicted model, not a curated record.
CUGAUGAAGAACAGCACAGAAGUGACACACUUUCUCCUGUUGGGACUCACCGAUGACCCAGGACUACAGCUUCCCCUCUUCUUGAUAUUUCUCUUCAUCUACACCAUCACCCUUGUGGGAAAUCUGGGUAUGAUCCUACUGAUUGUCCUGGACUCUCGUCUCCACACACCCAUGUACUUUUUUCUGUGUAAUCUGUCCUUGGUGGAUUUUUGUUACUCUUCAGCAGUCACACCCACAGUAAUGACUGGGCUCCUAAUAGGAAACAAGAUCAUUUCCUAUAAUGGGUGUGCAGCUCAGAUGUUCUUUUUUGCUGGCUUUGCUACUGUGGAAAAUUAUCUGCUUGCCUCAAUGGCCUAUGAUCGCUAUGCAGCAGUGUGUAAGCCACUACAUUAUUCCUCUACCAUGACUACCAGUGUAUGUAUAAGUCUUUCUAUAGUUUCCUAUGCUUGUGGUUUUCUUAAUGCCUCUAUCCACAUUGGGGAUACUUUCAUUCUUUCCUUCUGUAGGUCUAAUGUAGUGCAUCACUUUUUCUGUGAUGUUCCAGCAGUCAUGGUUCUCUCUUGCUCUGAUAGACAUGUUAGUGAGCUGGUUCUUGUUUAUAUAGUGAGCUUCAAUAUCUUUGUUGCUCUCUCAGUUAUUUGGAUAUCCUACAUAUUCAUUUUUAUCACAAUCUUUAAAAUGAAAUCAAGUGCUGGAUAUCGAAAGGCUAUAUCUACUUGUGCCUCUCACUUCACUGCAGUGUCCAUUUUCUACGGGACGAUCAUAUUCAUGUAUUUGCAGCCCAGCUCCAGUCACUCUAUGGACACUGACAAAAUNGCAUCUGUGUUCUACACCAUGGUCAUCCCUAUGCUGAACCCUCUGGUCUAUGGCCUGAGGAACAAGGAAGUUAAGAGUGCAUUCACAAAAACUUUUCAAGUGGCAAAAUAG